Hydractinia symbiolongicarpus is the source of this 743-nucleotide messenger RNA. RefSeq lists its product as uncharacterized. The transcript has 2 exons. Gene Ontology annotation, molecular function: sequence-specific DNA binding. Bases 126 to 743 code for a protein of 205 amino acids. Lineage: Eukaryota; Metazoa; Cnidaria; Hydrozoa; Anthoathecata; Hydractiniidae. The record is from RefSeq and is a predicted model, not a curated record.
CCGCGCCUUCGUUCUUUCAUAAGGAAGUUAUCGAAGAGGGAAGACGUGUUGUGAUAGUUAGAGAGAAAAAACUUAAAAUUAUUUAAAAUAUUCGUCGUAAACGUUGAAGUACUGAUUGUGGAAGGAUGCCUGAUAGUUGCUGUGUACCGAAUUGUACGAACAGACGCAAGAAAGGCGAUGGAAGUGGUGGUUUUUUUCGAAUUCCUUCGAAGAAAUACCCAGACGUCAGAAAAAGAUGGUUGACUGCGAUUGGCAGGGUGGAUUGGCCAGAACAGCUAAUUGGAAAUGCUAAAGUAUGCCAUCUGCAUUUCACAUCUGGAAAAAAAUCAAAGGACCCACUGAGCCCUGAUUUUGUGCCAUCAGUUUUCCACCGAAUUGGGAAAAAAAUGAGUGAGGAAAAAAAGAAAGAGAAACAGGAUCGAUUCCAACGUGCACGUCUGAGAGUUAAGCAGCGCUCAAAUCUUCCUGUUGUGGAAGAGCCCAGUGAAGUUUUGGAACCAGAGGAGGAAGAGCUAAGCCCACAAGAUAUGGAGAUUGAAAAAUUAAAACAAAAAGUGACAGAAAUAGAGAAUGUUGUGAAAGAAAAAGAAAAUAACAUCAAGGAAGUGACUCGAAAAUACUGUAGCAUCCAAAAUGAACUUGUCAACAGGAUGGCUGAAAUCCAUCAGUUAAAAAAUAAAAACAAUUUGUCAAGAAAAUUCCAACUAAAUUAUGGACAUUUGAAAAGUCAUUAUCAAAAAUAA